Messenger RNA from Phoenix dactylifera (date palm), 1416 nucleotides. RefSeq names its product protein transport protein SEC13 homolog A-like. Gene Ontology annotation, cellular component: COPII vesicle coat; nuclear pore outer ring. The record is from RefSeq and is a predicted model, not a curated record. Lineage: Eukaryota; Viridiplantae; Streptophyta; Magnoliopsida; Arecales; Arecaceae. Gene Ontology annotation, biological process: protein import into nucleus; COPII-coated vesicle budding. Gene Ontology annotation, molecular function: protein binding; structural molecule activity.
UCGGGUCGGGAUUCGGGGUGUCGGAAACUUCUUUGACGUUGCCUAUUGCUGAGACCUGGGGUGGGGAAGAAGAGGGAUCGAGGGAGAGGAGAGUUGCCUUUCUGCCUGAUCCGGUGUUGGUGCGCGAGAGAUCUCGAAGUGCUAGAAUUGUGUCCUCCAUAGGACAUAACUAAACAAGAACAAUUAUAACAAAUACAAACCUAGAGUUCUCAGUUUAGAACUGGGACAAUGCCUUCUCAGAAAAUAGAAACGGGUCACCAGGAUGUGGUUCAUGAUGUUUCGAUGGACUACUAUGGCAAGCGCCUGGCCACAGCCUCUUCUGACUCUACCAUCAAGAUUAUUGGAGUAAGUGGCUCCUCGCAUCAGCACCUUGCUACCUUGACUGGCCACCAGGGUCCAGUCUGGCAGGUCGCAUGGGCCCACCCUAAGUUUGGAUCCAUGCUUGCCUCCUGCAGCUAUGAUGGCCGUGUGAUCAUAUGGAAGGAAGGAAGCAAGCCUGACGAGUGGACUCAGGCGCACAUUUUCUCCGAGCACAAGUCCUCUGUCAAUUCCAUUGCAUGGGCGCCGCAUGAGCUUGGCCUGUGCUUGGCCUGUGGUUCCUCAGAUGGGAACAUCUCGGUUUUCACUGCUCGAACGGAUGGAGGCUGGGACACUACUAGGAUUGACCAGGCCCACCCAGUUGGAGUCACUUCUGUCUCAUGGGCUCCAGCAAUGGCACCAGGUUCCCUUGUCAGUUCAGGACAGUUUGAUCCUGUCCAGAAGCUUGCGUCUGGUGGCUGUGAUAACACGGUUAAAGUGUGGAAGCUUUACAAUGGGAGUUGGAAGAUGGAUUGUUUUCCUGCUCUUCAGAUGCACACUGACUGGGUGAGAGAUGUGGCUUGGGCACCAAAUUUGGGGCUCCCAAAGACUACCAUUGCUAGUGCUUCACAGGAUGGGACUGUGGUUAUAUGGACAGUGGCGAAGGAAGGUGAUCAGUGGGAGGGUAAAGUUCUGCAUGAUUUUAAGGCCCCUGUUUGGAGGGUGUCAUGGUCAUUGACAGGGAACAUCUUGGCUGUGGCUGAUGGGAAUAACAAUGUCACAUUGUGGAAAGAAGCAGUGGAUGGGGAGUGGCAGCAGGUGACAACAGUUGAGCCAUAGAGAUUGAUAUUACUGCUUGGACUUUCUUUUCCCAUUGCUAUUGGAUGGUCUGUGGCAUCAAUUUGGGUAAUCGGCUAGUCUUAGUUGCUUCGUUAAUGAGAAGAUCUAGCUGUUCUUUUUAAGUAUUUGGUCUUUAAAAAUGUUUUGCUUGGUUUGGCUUACAUACAUAAGAAUCAGAGAUGUUACUUAAAUACAUUUCAUGAUUGAAAGUGUCUUUCCUGGAAUUUGGUGUUUCAGUUUUUUUCUUUCUUAAAUUAUCUUGAUACACUUCUCAUGUUA